AUCACACGAAUCCAUCCAGCCAUAAUUGGAGAAGAGCUCCCAGUGUUCGCUUAACUCGAGCCAAAAUGAAGGUUCUCUUAUUGACAUUUGCCCUAAUGAUUCUUGUAGCGGCUUCUGAAGGGCGUCGUUGGCCAGGAAUGCCAGGCCCCGGCCCUUGCAAGGCUUUGUUCCAGCGCUACAAAUGCGUGGAGGGUCACUGCCUGCCUUACAUUUACGGAGGCUGCGGUCCUGACGGUGGUGGCUAUCGUACCAUGGACCAGUGUGAACGAUUCUGCAACGGUUUCAGACCCUCAUUUCCUGGACGACCAAGAUACCCAGAGGAGAGGAGACAUGUUGCAAAUUAGGUACCAGAACGCUGAACAAAUAUUUCUUCCUUUACUCCGAAAAGAAGACUGCGAUUUUUGGUGACGGCAAUUAUUAUAUAUAUGCCAAUAAAAAA
Ixodes scapularis (black-legged tick) is the source of this 439-nucleotide messenger RNA. Its product is annotated as kunitz-type serine protease inhibitor cvp2-like. NCBI's taxonomy places the organism in Eukaryota, Metazoa, Arthropoda, Arachnida, Ixodida, Ixodidae. Gene Ontology annotation, molecular function: serine-type endopeptidase inhibitor activity. The coding region runs from base 66 to 344 and encodes 92 amino acids. The transcript has 4 exons. The record is from RefSeq and is a predicted model, not a curated record.